Messenger RNA from Bicyclus anynana (squinting bush brown), 7946 nucleotides. RefSeq names its product probable sodium/potassium/calcium exchanger CG1090. Lineage: Eukaryota; Metazoa; Arthropoda; Insecta; Lepidoptera; Nymphalidae. Gene Ontology annotation, cellular component: membrane. Bases 693 to 2717 code for a protein of 674 amino acids. Gene Ontology annotation, biological process: intracellular calcium ion homeostasis; calcium ion transmembrane transport. The record is from RefSeq and is a predicted model, not a curated record. The transcript is spliced from 16 exons. Gene Ontology annotation, molecular function: calcium channel activity; calcium, potassium:sodium antiporter activity.
ACUUAUGUUAAGUAGGAAUCCAUAUUCAUAUUAUUAAAAUAAAAGGGCACACGAUUAAUCACUAUACUUGUCACUAGUAUGCCGACGCCGACGUGUCUGUCUCAAUUCUAGGACAAUGAUGGCAUCCAAUUUCCACCAAAAUAUCAAUUGUAAUAUUUUACUGAAAUAUCUAUUCUAUAUCACGGAUUUAAGGUGUAAUACGAUUGCAGUGGGAUUAUGUUUGUGACCGAUAUGUUGGUGUAAAUGAAAUGAUGCUUUAAACUAUUGUAAUAGGGUUGAUUGUUGGAUGAAUGUGUGGUAUAUGUGGACAUGAAAAGCCGCGCAGUCGCCCGUUUUCCACCGUCAGUCGGCUCUGUGGCGCCACUGUGCACGGUUGUGUUUAGGGGUACUUAAAAAGCCAUUUCCCGUGAUUCCCGUCAAUUGUGCAUAAAAUCUACCCAGUCAAUUCUCGCCUUCCACUUAUCAGUAUCUUCCAUAUUACCUAUAUUAUAACUGUAAUCGUAUAGACAGUAGUUUCGCUUUAUGUAGGUAUAGGCUUAAAACAAAUAUCGAAAUGUGCAAGAUCUUAUGAAAACCGGCAACGUCAGGGGCGCCAAACCAUCGGUGUGUAAGUUACGUAACUGUUCCGGGAAAAUCGAUAGCUGGGCGUAAAUAGCGACCUACGGUUGGAAACAGCUGGCCGGCAGCCAGCCAUGAUGCAGCCUUCGAGAAUGCGGAAACCACGUCGGCACCGCUGGCUGACUCUGUCGGUGGUGAUGAUCGCCUACUCCGUGUUCCAAGCGGUGAUGAGCACGCCGUCCGACCCGCCGGACAACCCGGACAAGCUGCCGGAGCCCACCGGACCAAACGUGCCUGACCUCACUAAGACUACGAAUACACUAAAAGUAUUAGCAUCUGAAGCGACUCCAAUCCUCACAAAAGAAGAGAGCACAAAUGGAGCGGACGGCAAGAAGUCCAUGAAGGGUUUCGAAAUUGAACCUGAAGAAGGGGAAAAGAAGAAACAAAAAGACGCUGGAUAUGAAGAUGGAGAAGACACGGUAGCAAUUCGAGAAAAUGAAAAAAUAGAAGAAGAAGAAGAAGACGCCAUUCCUACCGUUCAUCCUCUACGGAACUGUACGCCGCCGGCCAUUGAACAGUUCCCGCGUCCACUGAUGGGUCAGACAGCGAGGAAACACGGCGGCCUCAUCCUCCACAUCCUGGUGGCGGUGUUCACUUUCAUUGGGCUGGCUAUCGUGUGUGACGAAUACUUCGUCUCCAGCUUAGACAGGAUUUGUGAAGAAUUGAAACUAGCGCCGGAUGUAGCGGGUGCCACGUUCAUGGCAGCUGGUAGUUCAGCUCCUGAGCUGGCUACCGUCGUUAUUGGUGUCUUCUGUGCACAGGAUGACAUUGGUGUGUCCGGAGUGAUCGGGUCCGCAGUGUUCAACAUAAUGUUCGUGAUAUCCGUGUGCGCGCUGUGUGCCGGCACCGUGUCGCACCUCAACUGGUGGCCGCUCUGCCGGGACUGCUUCUUCUACGCGCUCUCCAUCCUCGUCAUGCUGUGCACCAUCGCCAAUGGAUACGUGUCCUGGCCAGAAGCGUUGUUCAUGCUGAUUAUGUACGGCGUAUACUGCGUCGCGCUGCGCUUCAACACUGCGCUGGAGCGCUGGGCGCUGACGCUGCCGCUGCCGUUCAAGCUGCCGUCGCGCGAGGAGCAGGCAGCGCUCGUCACUUACAAAAGCGGCGGAGGUCAGCCAGCCACGGCGCCGGCGGCCGAGGGGCAGUACACACAAAUGGAGGGGCAGAACAACGAUCUGCCGCAGAAACCCACGGAAUACAACCCGGAUGGAGCGUACGUCAACGCGGCGUAUAAUGCGGAGAAUGCCUGGAACCCCAACCAGGCGUGGGACCCCAACAAUGCCUGGGACGAAACCUCUUUGCAACAACCAGCCAACCCUCCAGCACAAAGCUGGGGCGAGGCUGAGCCAACUCAACAGGUGCAAUCCCCGAACCAAGCCCAAGCCCAGCCGGAAGGACAAGGCCAGGCUGUACCACAGCCACCCGCUCAGCCCGCGUACUACAAGGCGAAGGAGUACAACCCGGAGACCGCGGUAGAUCCUCUCGUCAAGCCUAUCGGAGCUAACCCAGUGCAGUUGGCGUGCUGGUACGUAGCGUACCCGGUGCACUGGUCGUGCCGGUACACCAUGCCCGACUGCCGCGGCCGCUGGUACCCCAUCACCUUCAUCAUCUCCAUGCUGUGGAUCUCCUUCUACUCGUACUUCAUGGUUUGGAUGAUCACCAUCAUUGGCUACACGCUGGGUAUCCCGGACACGGUGAUGGGCCUGACGUUCGUCGCUGCGGGAGUUUCGGUGCCGGACGCCCUGUCCUCGCUCGCUGUCAUCAAAGAAGGCUACGGAGACAUGGCGGUGUCGAACGCUGUGGGGUCGAACGUAUUCGAUAUCCUGGUGUGCCUCGGCCUGCCGUGGUUCAUACAGACCGCCAUCAUCCAACCCGGCAGCCAUGUCAACGUCAUCAGCAAAGGUUUAAUCUACUCUACAUUGUCUCUGUUCUCGACGGUGGUGUUUUUGGUGGUGGCAACACACGCGAACGGCUGGAAACUGGACCGCAAGUUCGGCGCAGUACUGAUGGUUUGGUACCUGCUCUUCAUAACCCUCGCGAGUCUUUACGAGCUCAACGUCUUUGGGAACAUCCACCCGCCAGACUGUGAAUCUAGUUAUUAGAAAAUUGCUUUCAUUUUGUGUAUGGGGAAACUUUGCUUCGAAAGAUACUUUUCACGCCCCUACUUACUUGUCUAUGGUCUUGCCUAUAUAGUGUAGUGGGUGAAAAGUGCAAUACCGGGUCUUUUCUUUUAAAGAUAUUAGAUAUUCAAAUAAAGAAGAUAAAGUAUAGUAAACCGUUGAAUAGCUUGUAUAUUUAUUAUUAGAAGAGGCGACGACAAUUGAUCGGUCUUGAAGAUUGACAUUAUGAUAGUUCUCCAACAAAAAUUUAGUCGACUAAGGCCUAGUUCGGACUACUGUAAUAUUUUAGUCGAGUACGAACUAUUUUUGGGCGGUAAAUCCAAAAAUUGCUGACCAACCCGCAUGCCCAGCGUGGUCAGUACUGGGCAAAAUUGUUCGUACUCGACUAAAAUACUAAUGUAGUCCGAACAAGGCCUAAAUGACCGAAAAAAAACCGAAAAUUUUAUAAAUCGCGAAAGCCUAGAAAUAAUUCUGAUCUACUGAAUCUACAGUCUUAAUUAUAAAAAAUGGGUUAGGAUUUAAACCACUAAUUUCUUUAAAGUAAAGUGAACUUUCACAGUAGGUAGUGUUUAGGUCCACUUUACUUUGAAAAAUAUUGAGGUUUAAAAUAUGAGUAGGUACAUGUUUAUGAAUGUGGGGGUAAUAGUUUAGUUUUGUUUGUUUUUGAAUAAAGAAAAUGGAUCUAAUGCACCAUGUCCUGUUGGUUAAAAAUGCAAUGAAUUUAGAAUUAUUUAAGAAUAUACCACAUCUUGUGAAGCAAAAUUUCUUCACAAUAUAAAACCGAGUUGAUAGAAUUCUUAUUCACCCGUUAAGUAUAUUUACAACUGUUGACGAGUCACUUACUCACACUAGUUUAGAUUUUGUGCUCUCUCGUUGCUGUGUGAACGUUAAUGUAAAAACUUUAUGAUUGUGUGUUUGGACAGCAAAGUUUGUGUUACCAUAAAAUCAAAAUCAAAAUCAAAAAUCAUUUAUUUCAAGUAGGCUCAGUUUACAAGCACUUUUGACACGUCAGUUGACUAUUUGUAAAGAUUCUACCACCGGUUCGGAAGGCAGGUAUAGGGCAGGUAUAUAUACAGGCCAUAUUCACUAAAUUACCCUGAAGACUGGGAAUUUGAAAUUUGACGCAUCAAAUGCGAAGGUUGCAUAAACAAUAUAAACUCUACGAUUGUAAGAAAGUGACAAAUGAUCAUUCCCACCCUUUCUCAUGAUUAACCGAGAUGAAAUAGUGCAGCGCAGUGUAACUAUCGAUAAGAAAUUGUUAUUUUUGGUUUUUGUAAAUACAUUUAAAAAAAUACUAAAUCAUGUAUUUACUUCCUAAUCUUGCCUUACUGUGGUUUCAGUAUUAGUCUACAGUGUGAUUUAGUGAAUAAUAUAAAAAUGACGUAAAAUUCAGUAUUCAAUCAUUUCUACUUUUUCAGAAAUUGCGUUCGAACUAACACGUUUAUGUCUUGACAUAUUAUUAUACCUAUAGGUAUACUAAAUCAAAUAUCAUUACUUUUCUAUUAAUUCGCUUGUAUAUUAAUAUGUAAAUUAAAUAGUGAGGUUUAGGUAUAAAUAACGAAAUCCCUUGGGAUGCGAUUUACAAUGCUCCAUAGAGAAAAAGGUCAGCACUACUUUUAAACCUUUCAAUUAGUGUAGUUUAGUUAUACUAAACCAACCCUUUUGAACCUGUCAAUUUAGUUUAGAUAUUUUCGGUCUACAACUACUCUUAAUAGAGUAAAAUGGGCUCUUACUAUUUCUACUUGAAACCACUUGAUAGAGCGAACGCAAUUUUCUAGCCUUUCUAUUGAUAAAGUAAUUAAGAAAGUUUAAGUAGAAUUGUUUAUAUCGCCUAUAGAAUUAAAUAAAUGCCACAAUCUUAUGAUUGAAUGAAACAUCGAUUGUAGCUUAUCUACGAGUAUUUAUAAUAUUUAGGAGUAGAUUUUUUCUGUGAUUCUACAUUUUUUUAAUUACUACUCAGAUGGUUUUAUUUUUGUAAAUAAUAACACUUAGAGUAGCUAUUUACAUUUUUAAUCUGUUAAGAAGUGCCAUAUUAUUUUUCUAAGUUUUUAUUAAUUUACGUUGUAUAGGUCGCGUCAAACUUCAAGUCCGCUCUGAAAUUCCAAAAUAUAUUAACAGCUACAGCGAAGAUAUCUACUUCUUUUAAAGCUGUAAAAUUAUUUAAGGGUAAAUUAUGUAUGUACCAACAAAUUAAUACUAGUUUAAUCGAAAACUAUCAAUUUUUUCAUGUAAUAUCUACCAAUUUUAAUUUCCUGUCCAAAAUAUCGAAAGUACAGUUUUACAACACAAAUACUAAUUUUGCAGUCACACGCCGAAACCAUGUCUAAAAUUCGUUUUCCAUUUAAUUAUUUAUUAAUAUGUUUAUUUCUUUAUUACCUUAUUUAUGGAAUUUGUGUAAGUAGGUAGUAUUUCUGUAAAAAAAUGCCUUUAACCACCAAAUUACUUUUUCGCACAAACUUAUUUUUCGAAUAAUUUUUAACCAAGAUGAAUUUAAUUGAAAAUAAAUAAUAAAAAAAUAACUGUCUGUUAUCGUUCCUCACAAAUCCUUAUAAAUACAGAAAUUUACAAUUUCAAAAUAGCACCGUCUUAUUUCAAAAAUCAAUUCUCAGAAUAGGAUGACACUUUUUAGUUUAAUUAUUAGAUUUGUCUUUAACAGAAUUGUACCUAAGUAGGUAAGUUUAAUGUCUUCUAAUAAAAUAUACAGCAAUAUUGUUAGAAUUUAAUCAAUUUAUUUUACGGAAAUGUUUUGUUUAGCAAUAUCAGAAAUUCUCAAUUUAAGGUAAAAUCUUUAACAAGUAUAACUACCCAGCUAACUUAGGUAUUAAGUCUAAUAAUAUUAAAAUGAAUCAUUUAAUUAAGGAGACAAAUAUUUAAAGCCAAAAGUGAAUAAAUCUUAUAAAAUAUUUUUUCUGUAUGAAUGUAAAAAGUUGGUGGAAAAGGCCCAAAAGUAAUAAUACCUAUAUGCGGUCGUGUUAUUUAGAUAUGCAGAUAUUUAAGGCCCCAUUAACAUGACAUUACCUACCUAAUCUAAUUUUGGUCAAUAGUGAAUGGAAUAAGAAAUCUUAACAAUUUGAACUAAUUAUGGUUUAAAAAGAUUUCUUGAAAGUAUAAACCAUCAAUAAAAUGUAUAUAUUACCCGCAGUGCCGUGGUGAUCUAUUUAUAUCGAAUCCAUAAUAACGAAAUAAUAUUAUCAAUAAGAAAUUAAUAAUUAUACUAAUUGUUAUGUCGUUAUUGAACUUACUAUCGAUGUAAUAUAUUUAUGUUUACUGUUUAGAUAAUUAUUUAUGAAUGUUUGUGUAGGUUUAGUAGGUUUAAUUUUUAAAUGUGUACAUUUUAGAGACCUAAUCAUAGCGUCCUAAAUUUUUCAAUUUCGUGUCCCAAAGUGUGAAUGAAGGUAUGUAUGCCUGUUGUUUAUUAUACAGAAUUUGUACUUACCUAUAGUAAAAAUUAAAAUCUUACACAGUGUAGUGACAUGUAAUAGGUACCUAUAUUUUAUUUUAUUAAUUUUGUACGGAUGUUUAAGUACGUUCAUUCAUCUUUUUAUACCACUACCCUUCAUCAUACUUUUUUAUAUUUUUUAUCAAUUUUAAGGUAGUUUUUAUCUUCAGCGAGGCAACACUAAAAUACUUAUCUCUGUCUUAGGCCGUACAGAUUACUAAAGUAGUCCGAACUAGGGUCGAGUACAAACAAUUUUUGGAUUUGCCGCCCAAAAAUUGUUCGCACUCGACUAAAAUACUAAAGUAGUCUGUACUAAGCGUCUACGCUAUCCACUGGGUAACCAGAGUGAGUCUCUACAAACUGCGUGCUGAAACCGUUGAAACCCACAAAAAAUAAAAACAAAAGUCACGCGUCUUCAUAACAUCCGUUACAAACUUUUUUCUUUUGUAUUUCAAAAUAACACUAACAGCAAUUACGUAAAUUAAUAUACUCAAUAAUAACCAAUAAAAAAAUACUCCAUGUUAUUUCUUAGGUCCAUGGUAUUAGGUUUUGUAAACAAUUUUUAAAUUACUUUUAUUAUUUAAAAACAUAUGACGAUAUUCAAGAAAAAUGGUUUCUUGAAUAAUAUUGUAAAUUACCUACUGAUGCGACGCUUCGUGUUGUAUUGACACGAGAAUGUAUUCGUUUUUGAAUUUUGUAUUUGGAGCGACUACGACACUGUCAUGUUUUGUGUGCUCUAUCUGCCUAUUAUUCUUUAAUCUGUGUAUCUAUCUAAGAAAAACAUCGGCAUUUAUUUUUUAAUUGUAUUGAAGAUCGUAACGCCAUCCUAUAGCUGUUUGGAGUACUUAAAACAUACAGUACCUGAACCACAUAUAUGGAUGGUGCUAUAAAAUGUGUGUGUAAAGUCACAAUAGACUUUUAGAAAUAUGUAAAUUAUAAAUGCAAAACCUAACUUGGUACAAAAUUGUAUCAGUCUUUCGACCCCUUUGCUGAGAAAUUUACAUGUACCAGUAUUUAUAUACAAGAUUUGUUAGUUUAAAUAAUACUUACACUUGGACGCAAAGAAAUCAAGCUACCAUUGCCUGUGUUUCUUAGAACAUCAGCUAUCUGCCAGUGAAACUCCCAACAAAAUCGGUCUAAUCGUUUCUGAAGUUAACCGGAUAGCUUGUCUGUUCGUUCCAAACAAAACUUUGGGUUAUUAAAAAAAAUAUUAAAAAUUAAAUCUGAAAUAAAAAAAUAGGUAAAUAGGUAGGUACAUAAACAAAACAGAAAAUGCAUGGUUAAAUUUCUUUGCUCCCAGGUGUAUAAUAUAGUAGCCUUCCGGUCUUGGCGACCGCGCGACCAACUGCCUAUUAUGAAUUUAUAAGGAGCACUGUCAAAGUCCGAGACCGCGACGCGCGACCACUUUUGUUUAGUGCUCCUUAAAUAAAUUCAUAAUUCGAAUAUUGACAUCCGUGUUAUCACAAGGUAAAAACCCUAAAAUUAGAGGGUCGUGCGACCCUGUCGCGGUCGCCAAGAACGGUAGGCUACCUUUAGAUGUAAUGCGUUGUAUGUAUAAAGCACCAGUAGUAAACUUAUAGCUAAAGGGCGCUAUAUUUGUCGGAGUCAUGCCGACGAUGGUAAUAAUAUGCAAUCUUCCAUACAUUCAUUAUCUGUUAAAAUAAUAUAGUACCUUAUAUUUGUUACCUAUUUAUUUAAGUUCUACGAACCUAUUUUGUGUGCAAUGUAUAAUAAUUUAUGAAAUUAUAAUAAAGAGUAAUUCGUUAAAUGUU